AUGCUUCGGACCUCUUUGCGGUCUGUGUCAGGCCCUUCAAGCCGACAUGUUCGUCUCUCCUGUCUAGCGCGCCCUGGCGCGCCCAGUUUGCGCCAGUUUCACCGUAUAUCUGCACUUCAUACCGAUUCAGUUGAAACCAACCUGGAAACAAAUUCAUUUAACGCGUCGACCGAGCCUUCAGUGCCAUUGCCGCUUAAUGAUCAGAUCCCAGCGGCAAAAGAUGUCGCCUCCAACAAGCCCCAUAACCCCCAGCCGUUGGAGGAACAGAAACCGCCCACUGCUUCCGAAUGGGCUGGGAUGAAGGCAAGACAAAGAUAUAAAUACAGAAAACGGUAUCCCUUGCUCUACAACAAGUUCAAGAUGGAAGUAUUAAACAAAGACAUUACACCCUCCCAAGCAGCACAAUCAGAGGGACCACCAUCAGAGGAAGCCGCGUCAGAAGAAACUGCGUCACAAGAAACCCCGUCAGAGGCAGCGCGGGUGGAAGCAGAAAAAAUCAAGGCCUUGCAACAAAAGGUGAUUGAAGCGGAUAUGGAAGCCAAACGGGAAAGAAAGGCCAAAAUCAAGGCUCAGACGUUGAAGAAAAAGGAGAAAGAAAGUCAACCCGAAGCUGAGAUUCCAACAGACGGCGCAUCAGAUACGCCAGCAUCUAGUGAACCCAAGGAGAGCACCCUCAGCUUGAAGUCCACUAGCGAUGUAGUGACUCAGACAUUGGACACAAGCUCCAAGAGCGAUGUUGCUAGUCAAAAUGAGCCAGAGGAGGAGACGAAGGAUAGGGAAAUCCUUUGGUUUAUGAGAAACCAUAUCACGUCCAAGGACCGUGGGACUCUGUACUCAAAGGACCAGAAGCUGUGGUUGAAAGAGUUACCUGUCCCCCUGCCUCCUGUCCCACGCGUCGCCUUUGGUCUCGACCGAGUGCUUUUCAAUCCCGGUGUCUACCAGCUACGUGACCCUCGGUCUCUUGUCUACAAUUUCGACCCCUACCUAGACCAAAUCAUGCCCGUGACGGAAUUUGACUUUAGUGCCUUGAAGCCGUAUGUCACCUCCUCUCAAGAUGUGACGGCUUGCGAAAUGACAGAGAAACACGGAAAGAAAUACUACGGCUCGUCGUCUAGCAUGACUUCGGUUCUCGCGCAUUUCCAUUUUCUUCUGUCCGCGUGGCGACCUGUCGACGUUACCAAAAUUUCACGUGGUUUCGAAGACCCUAUGCGGACCUUCACCCGCCUCCUUCGAGCGCCGACUGCCAUGUUCCUCCGUUAUAAGGAAAAAGAGGAUAUUUACGCCAUUGAUGCCGACAAGGAAUACGAUUACGCUAAUAUUCUCAUGAACCUGGGCAAGUCAAUGGAGAAGCAACUCACGAUGCCAAAAGAACAAUUUGAGCGCUACCGCCGCAGUGAUCCAAACAAGAUCACCGCCGAGGAAGAAGCAGCCACCCCGGAGUCAUACCACUACAGCACCGCAGGUAAAUUCCUCUUGCGAUCUCAACUCGACGCCUACGACCCUAGACUGCCAGGUACCGGCAUGUUCGACUUGAAAACACGUGCAGUGGUUUCGAUCCGUAUGGAAGCCACCGACCACGAGCGCGGAAUGGGUUACGAGAUCAGACGCCGCUAUGGCAAAUGGGAGUCCUAUGAACGCGAAUACUUCGAUAUGAUCCGCGCCGCCUUCCUCAAGUAUUCCCUGCAGGUUCGCGUUGGCCGCAUGGACGGCAUCUUCGUCGCGUACCACAAUAUUGAGCGCAUCUUCGGUUUCCAAUACAUCCCUCUUGACGAGAUGGAUCAGGCUUUGCACGGCACACCCAACACCGCACUCGGAGACAAAGAAUUCGAACUGAGUCUCGCCCUGUGGGAGAAGAUCCUCGACAAGGCAACAAAAAAGUAUCCCAAGAAAUCUCUACGUUUCCACUUUGAGACCCGGGAAGCUACCGUACCCUACAUGACUAUCGUCGCGGAGCCCGUCACGGACGAGCAAAUCGAUGCCAUCCAGACAAAGAACAAAGCCCACAUAGAUGCCAUCCAAGACCGUCUCCUCAACCCGGAGCAAUAUAUUGACAGGACCCCGGAGGCAGCCAUGGUGGGCUCAGCUGAGGAGCUCGCCGACGAAUCCCUCUAUCCAGAGGAGGAGGAAGAGGAGGAGCUUCCCGAAGCCGAAGCCGAAGCCGAAGCCAAAUAUUCAAUUGAAAGCGAAUUCCGCCUUGAAGAUGGUGAGCUAGCCGAAGCCGAGGCCGAAGCCGAGGCCGAAGCCGUCAACGUACAGAAAGAUCCCAACACCAAAUCCCUGGCCGAGACUCUCUUCCCCGAAGAGGAAGGCGAGGAAUUAUCCGAAGCCGAAAAGUCCGAAUACCACCCCUCGAUCGAGACCGAGCAGACGCCGGAGCCGAUUGAUCCCACCAAGACCGUACCAAAGCGCGAUCCCUUCGUAGAGGACGACGUCGACGAGGACGUCCUCGGGAUGAUUCUUGUUAUUCACAACAACGUGAACGGUGUUGCCGUGGAGCGGCCGACGUGGUUCACCGUGAACGACAACUGGGAUAUCGACUACGAGCUCAACGAGCUUAGUUUGAAGGAGAGUAACGAAGCUCUGCGGACGUGCAAGAGACGCCGUAAUCAGGUAUUGAGAAAGAGUGUGACGGAUCAUGAGGCUGGUUUCUUCCGCACUAUAAAACAUAUGACUAGCAAAGGACGUGCCUGGCGGAAGCGGAUGGAUGAGAAGGAUCGUGAGCGUGGAAUUCUUGUUUAUAAGGAUUCUUGUGACAUGUGA
This is a messenger RNA of Penicillium crustosum, 2760 nucleotides long. Its product is annotated as Pet127 family protein. The coding region runs from base 1 to 2760 and encodes 919 amino acids. Gene Ontology annotation, biological process: mitochondrial RNA 5'-end processing. The transcript is spliced from 4 exons. Gene Ontology annotation, cellular component: mitochondrion; mitochondrial envelope. NCBI's taxonomy places the organism in Eukaryota, Fungi, Ascomycota, Eurotiomycetes, Eurotiales, Aspergillaceae. The record is from RefSeq and is a predicted model, not a curated record.